AUAUGGCAGCUCCUCACAAUCAUAUGUUUUGAGUAGCCAAAUCAACAAUAGGAAGAAGAAGCAACUGAGGAACGCCUACAACCAAUUCACAAAGAAUUAUUUAUCAUCAGUAUGCUAUCCCAAUAUAUGGAGGAAUUUGAACAGGAACCCUUCGAGGUGGGCGAAUUUAUUGAACGUCUUACAUGGCGCACCAACAAUGAGCUUCAAAACACCGAGGACUUUAGUCCUGUAGCCCUACACGAUACUUUCAUACAGACUAUUAAGGACCUAAAGAUUCUCCAGGAGAAACAGCAAAGCAAGUGUGAGAGGCUGGAGGAAUCUUUGCGCCAGGAGAAGGAGACACACGCCAAGAAGAUAGCCAAGUUGCAAGAACGCCACCAAACGGCUAUAGACUGGUUCAGCCAGCUUGAUGAGAAGAUCAAUUCGGUGGCAGGGAAGAUCAUGCACCUCGGCGAGCAGCUUGAGAAUGUGAACACACCCAGAAGCCGCUCCGUUGAAGCCCAGAAACUCCUCAAUUUUAUGGCAGAGUUUCUGGCUGCCGGACCUGUGAUUGUCAACGACAUUUUUGCCGAUGCCGCCCGCUUAAGUGAGGCGGCGGAUGUUAUCCAAAAACUAUAUGCAAUCUCUCAAGAUCUGCCACCUGGAAACUUUGCUGAGUCAAAGCGAAAAAUUGAAAAAAAAUACGAUGAGGUUGAGAGGCGACUAAUCGAAGAAUUUGCGACUGCCCAGAAGAGCGAAGACAUCGAUCGCAUGAAAACCCUAGCCCAGAUCCUAUCCCAGUUCAAGGGAUACACCCAGUGCGUAGAUGCCUACAUCGAGCAGAGUCAAAUGCAGCCGUACAGUGGGAAGGAUAUCUUCAUUGGCAUAGUGCCAUUGUGCAAGCACCACUACGAGAUCAUCCAGAAAGUAUUCGCCAAUCCCCAGCAGGUCAUGUCCAAGUUUAUACUGAACAUCUAUCAACUGAAACUGCACCAGUAUGCGAUGACCAAGCUGGAAGACAAAAAAGACGAGGAGAAGUACUUGCGCACGCUUUACGAACUAUAUUCACGCACUUUGAAGCUAUCUACAGACCUGCAAGUCUACAUGUCCACCAUCGACGACGAUUUACUGCAAAAGUUGACUCAGCAGAUUUUCAUUAAACACCUGGCCGGAUAUACUGAGAUGGAAACCAAGUGCCUUACUGCCAAAUGCUCCUCAGAGCUGGAAAAGUUCUAUGCCAGCAAGAAACACCAGAAGACCCAGACUACCAAGGGAUUCCGUCGUAACAUGGAAGUGCUGAUUGCUACCAGGGCCAACAUAAACAUAGCCGCCAUUGAAGAUUACGGCGGGGAGACAUUCCUUUCCGAGGAACUGGCCAUCAACAUGCUGCAGGAGGCCAAGGCCUCGCUAAAGCGCUGCCGCCUUUUGUCUAGCGAGGCUGACUUGCCCAGCAAUGCCAUCAGGUUGAACGACAUCCUUCUUCGAUUUUUGAUGCACGAGCAUGUGGAUUAUGCUCUGGAAGUGGGACUGCAGGCAGUGCCCCUGGCCGAGGGAAGAAUAUUUCCUCAGCUGUACUUUUUCGAUGUGGUGCAAAAGACAAACAUCAUUGUGCAUCUACUUGAUAAAUUGUGCAAUACUUCCGUGAUUCCCUGCGUGAGUAAUACACCAAAGUAUUCAGACUAUGUGUUCAAAAAACGAAUUUUAAUGGAUCAAAUUGAGACAAAAUUAGACCAGGGGUUGGAUCGCUCCAUUAGCGCAGUUAUUGGCUGGGUCAAGGUCUAUCUUCAGUAUGAACAAAAGAAAACAGACUACAAGCCGGAGACUGAUGUGGACACCAUAUCCUCAGCCGCCUGCCUGCAAGUUGUGCAAAGUCUACAGCCCGUGAUUGUGCAAAUAAAAAAGUGCGUCGAUGGCGAGAAUCUUCAAAAUGUGCUUACUGAAUUUGGAACCCGAUUGCAUCGAGUUAUUUACGAUCAUCUGCAAACUAUGCAGUUCAAUACAGCGGGAGCCAUGUGCGCCAUUUGCGAUGUCAACGAAUAUCGCAAGUGCAUCCGCGAUCUGGACAGUCCAUUGGUGACUCAGCUCUUUGAUAUACUUCAUGCCUUGUGCAACCUGUUGCUGGUUAAGCCUCAGAACCUGCAAGAGGUUUGCACAGGUGAUACUUUGAAUUAUCUGGACAAGUCCGUGGUGAGGCAAUUCAUUCAGCUGCGCACUGAUUUUCGAAUCAUCAAGAAUACCAACUAUCUGAAGGGGAUUAUUGAGUAAUAAGUUCGAGUGCCCGAAUGAGUCACAUUCCGAAAUUUUCCACCUCGUUCGGAGCUGUCUGAUCUUGCUAUUGAUAUACUACUGGGACAUUAUCUAAUAAGAUUUAAUUGCGGUUCACUCUGUUCUUUAACUUUCAAUUAAACUCGAGUGGCUGUUUCAUUUUAUCUACACAGAGCCUUAGGCACCUGA
Drosophila ananassae is the source of this 2433-nucleotide messenger RNA. It is a transcript of the gene Sec10, whose product is annotated as exocyst complex component 5. Gene Ontology annotation, biological process: Golgi to plasma membrane transport; exocytosis. The transcript has 6 exons. Bases 112 to 2244 code for a protein of 710 amino acids. Lineage: Eukaryota; Metazoa; Arthropoda; Insecta; Diptera; Drosophilidae. The record is from RefSeq and is a predicted model, not a curated record. Gene Ontology annotation, cellular component: cytoplasm; exocyst.